Messenger RNA from Saprolegnia parasitica CBS 223.65, 1254 nucleotides. RefSeq lists its product as hypothetical. Gene Ontology annotation, molecular function: histone binding. The record is from RefSeq and is a predicted model, not a curated record. Bases 21 to 1190 code for a protein of 389 amino acids. The transcript is spliced from 5 exons. Lineage: Eukaryota; Oomycota; Saprolegniomycetes; Saprolegniales; Saprolegniaceae. Gene Ontology annotation, cellular component: Set1C/COMPASS complex.
UUUUGCCCAGAACGUGCGCAAUGGACGUUCUCUUAUCGCAGGAUGUCGCGCUGCUCGUGUUUGCAUUUCUGGCGCCCGCGGACCUCCUCGUUGUCGAGCGCACCUGCGCCCGGUUCCGCGACUGGGGACCGAAAGACAUCCACUGGCGGCGCGCCUAUGCUGCCAUGUACCCGCGCUCCCAUCUUCGGCCAAGCGAAUCCGCGUCGUCGUGGCGCCACGUGUAUGUGACAAAACGUGAGCUGCUGCGCGCGUGGCGAGGGGGCGUACCCCGUCGCAUUGCGUCGUUUAGCGCCCAUAGCGACGGCGUCAACGCGAUCGCGGCGCAGAAAUUGCACGGACCAUCGAGUAACCUCUACGCCACGUGCGCCUUUGAUCGGCUCGUCAAAGUCUGGCGCAAACCAACGUCAUUGAAAGGCACCGAGCCAACGAGCCCCCUCAUGACCUUGGCUGGACACCAGCACGCUGUCUGGUCGCUCGCGUGGUCGCCACACCCGAACGAGCUCUUCAGUGCGUCGUUUGACAGCACGGUUCGCUGCUGGGAUGUCGAGACGGGUCAGAACGUCCGCGUCCUCGAGGCCGACGCCGAUCGGCUCUUGAGCAUGACGAUUGAAGCGUCGACGGUGUGGACCGGGUCGCUUAAAGGCGAGUUGCUGCAGUGGACGCGAGCAACGCCUAAUGCAAUCGCCCACCGAGUCCAGUGCAUGACCCCGUGCAUUUCAGCGAUGGCCAAGCACGGGCAUCGGCUCUACAUUGGUGGCGUCAAGGAUAUUGAGGUGUGGGACGAGCGGCGGCUUCAAACCCCAAUCGCGCUUCUCGUCGGUCACGACCAAGCCAUCAUGGACGUGGCGCUGCUCAACGACGAUCGUGUCAUCACGGCCAGCAAAGAUAGCUCGCUCAAGAUCUGGGACGCGUCCGGGAUCCAUCGCCACGCAUUGUUUGAUGUCCCGAACGCCCAUACCACAGCGGUGCGAUCGAUCGCGGUCUGCGACGACAGCGUUGCCACGUCAUCGAACGACUCGACGGUGGCGCUGUGGCAGGUUGGGCCCAAGACAGGCUUGAGAAAGCGAGAGACGUUGCACGUGCAUACGAAGCAAGUCCCGUCUGUCGAUGUCGACGAACGCUCCUUGUACACGGCGUCCUGCGACAGCAGCGUCACGAUCCACGACUUGGUUGUUGCGCCCGUCGCUUAAGUCACCCACGUUGCACUCUGCUCCUUUCCACACGUGAUAUUAAUACGAUGCCAUUACACUAGGA